AUGUCUGAGGACGACGUCGAUAUGCUCGGCCCCGACGGGCAGGGAUCAUCCAAAGUCGACCGUGACCGCCGUGCGCCGAGGUUCAGUUGGACGCCUGCAUACGAGACGACCUUCUUCCGCAGCCUUUGCGAAAGCGUUCAUCUGGGCUUGCGCGAGAAUAGUAGUUUCAAGGCAGAGGCAUGGGAUCGCGCCGCUCAAGCGCUGCAGGACAGCCACGGCGCGUAUCCUGCCAAGAGCCAUCUGAUCAACAAGAGCGACAAUGCGCGGAAAAAGUUUCGCCUAUGGCGGGGACUUCGAGAAGAUGCCGAUUUCACAUAUAACCCCGUCUCCAGGACGGUGACGGCUACCGAGGAGGCCUGGAGAGCACACAUCGAGAGAGAACCGCUGUCGAGGGCUCUCAGGGGUCGGCCGCUUGAUCAUGAAGGAUAUAUGGAGACACUGUACCCCGAUGUUAUCGGGUCUGGCGGUGCGCCGAAGAGGAUAAUGAAACCUCGCCGGCGGACCGAUGGACAACCAGGCGACGAGCCAGACAUGCCUGGCACAGGCGUCCUGAAUCUUCAACCAGAGCCUGUAUCUGGACAACACGCUGUCGAAAGUCCUGGCCCGGCUCGCUCUUCCUCGGCUCAAAAGCCAACUGGCUCAGCCGCAGGAUCAGGUGCUCAGCUAAAACCAAGUUCCACGAUUAUCCCUCCGCGAACUACCCCAAUGCAGUCUUCCGCUUUGACUCCCCCCGAAGAGUCGGCGACUCAUGCAAAGAAACGACCAUUGCCCGCUCCCGAGACCGAGGGCGCCUUCGGUGCGACACCGCCGCCUUCUGCCGCCAAGCCGGGCAACGCCAUGGCAGACGCCCUGUCGCCGGGAAAGAAGCAACGAAUCUCUGCACAUGGUGACUCGGUGCCCGUUGUCGCCUCCGGUUCCAGCGACUCCCUUCGCCAUGAAUCUGCCUCAGCUUCGCCUACUGCUAUGCAGCUCCCACCACCCGUGACUGUGACGACUCCUCAAUCCAUAACAGACACCCGCCCCAACGGUCUGUCAACGCAUUCAGGCGGCUCGCCAUGGUGUGAAUUGGCUCUGGAGCAAUUUUUCAAAGAUUUCGCAGACAAGGACAUGGACCUUCAAAUACGAAUCGCGGAGACGGUAUUGGUCAACGAAAACAAAGCACUGGUGUAUUGCAAAAUGCCUUGGCGCGUGAAACAACAUUGGUUAAAGAAACUUGAUGAGAAAUAUCGGAAAUUCCUGUGA
Molecule: messenger RNA, 1242 nt
Organism: Metarhizium album ARSEF 1941
Lineage: Eukaryota; Fungi; Ascomycota; Sordariomycetes; Hypocreales; Clavicipitaceae
Exons: 2
Coding region: 1-1242 (413 amino acids)
Source: RefSeq, a predicted model, not a curated record